UAGCAACUAGGAAAACCUGCAGCCUUAUUUAUUUAUACCUUUAUUUAUACCUUCUCGCUUCAUACAACCUAACAAAUCUACCUAAUUAAAGGCCUUAAGUAUUACUUUACGGAAAAUAAAAAUGUUGUUCGGCACAAUAUCUUCGCUCGCUAUUGUGGCCCUUGCUGGCCAGGCUAUUGCUGAACCUAUACGCCAACCGUAUAAGCCAAAGCUCGCUCAUAUGUCGCCUAGGGCCAUAUUCGGUCUCGAUCGUCGUGCGAAUGGUGGAUACGCGCCCGAGCAGCAGUUUUGCGAUGAUGGUAAUACUUGUGCUGAAGCCUGUGGUAAAGGUUUCGAACAAUGCUCUUCUAAGGACGGCAUUGUACACUGCUUCAACAAAGCCGCCCAGCAGACUUGCUGCCCCGGAAAGACUGGAGAAUCUUGCGACAAAGGUUACUUCUGCACGGCAGAUGAGAAGGGCGCCACUUGGUGCUGCCCCGACAGUAUGACGUUGGAGCAAUGCGCAGACGCCUAUAACCUGCCUGGUUCCCUUGUGUCGCAAACUAGCACUUCCACCACUAAACCUAAGUCGUUGCAGACAUCUACGACCCAUGCUUCUACUACUACUACGACUAAGGAUGCUAGUACGACAGCUAAGGCCGCUACAAGCACCUUAAGUAUUCCAACAAGUACUACGACAAGUGCCACAACAAGUACCACAAGUACCACAAGUACUGCGACUUCUACGAGCACCACUACGUCUCAGGCCAACGAGAAUUCUACUUCGGCCACCCCUGAGAGUAGCGCUCCUGCUGGCCCCGAAACACCAGCUCCGCCGGCGACUCCUUCUCCUACGGCCCCUGUGAAUGGAAUUGCUACAGCGGGAACUGAUGGUAGUUACGGUUCCAUAAACGGCAUAGUACUUCUCGGUGCGGCCGCUUUUGCUGCUCUCCUCUAAAUCAGCUCGUGACGGGAUGAUGGAAAUGGAUUGGCAAGAGUGGGGUUAUACGACGGGAUGAGCUAUGAUCAUCGAACUC
This is a messenger RNA of Daldinia caldariorum, 1016 nucleotides long. RefSeq lists its product as uncharacterized. The transcript is spliced from 2 exons. The coding region runs from base 122 to 937 and encodes 271 amino acids. The record is from RefSeq and is a predicted model, not a curated record. NCBI's taxonomy places the organism in Eukaryota, Fungi, Ascomycota, Sordariomycetes, Xylariales, Hypoxylaceae.